AUGAACGGACAUUCUGCGGACGAGAGGCCGGCGUUGCCGCUUUAUCUCCAGAGAUGUAUCGACCAACUUCCGAAGGACCAUACCAUUUCCCUCGACUCUCCCGUCAGUUCAUCCGUUAAUUACAUCAAAACUCUACCCAGUCGCCGGCAUCAAUAUGCUUCCCUGCUGCUGGCACGGCAUCAGUUAACGCAGCAACUGGCCGAAUGUCCAGGACCCGCUCCGGAGCUCAUACUGCAGCGUGCAGCUGUCUACGAGGCUCUAGGAUACAGUGAACUGGCUCUGGCCGAUGCCUACGCCUCGUACACGUUGUGUGAGGUGGCUCUUGAAGGACCGGACAUUUCGGAUCUGGAACCCACAGACGCCAGCGGCGAUCCAUGGCCACCAGCCGAGGACUCGGCGGUUGCGCUGCUGCACAAGUACCGGUCGCUGAUUGUACUCUGCAGGUCGGCAGUCAUUUUGGGCUGUCAGCAUCAGGCCAAGCUCUGGAUUGAUGACCUGCUGGAAAUGAAGGGCAAAUUGCAGACCGCUGAGGAAACGGAGUCGAACCCGCCGCACGAGGCCGCCGGCGACGACUUCUGCGACUUCUGGACCGUCUACGCGGCGGACACUAGCCUCAAGAACAGCGUCUCCGAGUUGAGGAGGUGUGCCAAAUACAACCUGUUCGGACGCAGUCAACGGCAGGUGUACCCCUGGAAUGAGCAUGAACCCAAUAGGAUGUCCCGAGAGGCGCAGGACGAAAUCAACAGCAAGCUCCACGAGGCUGCCCCGGAUCUGGAGGUCGAGAUCUCCGUCUUGCCGACAUUGACAACAGGCGACACGACUAACGAUGGCCCUUACGGGUCUUCCCAGCUCGGCCUUUACGCCAAAAAGGACCUGGCACCCGGCGACACGAUAUUGGAAGAACGGUCCGUCCUGACAGCGAUCCGACCACACGGCGAGGCACUCUGCGAUGCCUGUGCCGCCGACAUGGAGAGCAUUCCCCAAGAAGAGCGGAGGGAUUGCCCAGGCUGCAACAUCCCGUUCUGCUCGGAAGCGUGCUAUUCGCUUGCACAGAGCAAAUACCAUGCUCCAAACGAGGACGACGACGAGACCGACGACGGGUAUCCGCCGCCCCAGACGCCUUUCUGUCCCGGCACCAGUGGGAACGAAGACAUCCAUGUGCUCGGCCGAGCCGAGAGUUCCACGACUCCGGAAUGGGAUCUGUAUUUCUUGCUGUUGUCCCGCACAAUGCAAAUGGCCGAAACUCAGGGAACACAUCCGCUCGACCUCUUCGAGACAAAGUACUUGUGGGGCGACUUCUCGCCGACCCCGACUCUGGAAACCCUGCCGUCAUUGACGGGCCCCAAAUCUCUACCUUACAGCGUCCGGCAUCACGUCGAGCUCCCGCUGCAGUGGUUCGAGAUCCUCAUGCACUCGCGUGCAGGAUGUCGGCCCUACAGUCAACAAUGGCUGGAGAGGUACGACUGGUGGAUCGUCCAGACGCUGUUCGCCAAAUUCCGAGGCGUCGCCGACGCCCAGCAGUCGACCUGGACCGGCAAGCCUGAGGUCGCCGCCGUGCAUCCUCUGUGGUGUCUCGCCAACCAUAGCUGCAAUCCCAAUGUCACCUGGAAACCGUCCGGUAUUAGGAACCUGACGGUCGUGCAGGAGAGGGUAUGGCAGCCUUCUUCUGACAACAGUGGCAACUCUGAAAGUCCGUGGACAGGCAUCAAGGCCGGGGAUCAGAUCUGGAACCACUACACGGAUAUUCAUGAGAAGGACUAUCGCGAGCGGAGAGCUAGACUACAAGCCGUCCUUGGUGGUGAUUGUAGGUGUGAGCGAUGCAUUGCUGAGGCGGCAGGGGCCGCAGAAUGA
Molecule: messenger RNA, 1851 nt
Organism: Capronia coronata CBS 617.96
Lineage: Eukaryota; Fungi; Ascomycota; Eurotiomycetes; Chaetothyriales; Herpotrichiellaceae
Exons: 1
Coding region: 1-1851 (616 amino acids)
Cellular component (GO): nucleus
Source: RefSeq, a predicted model, not a curated record